Molecule: messenger RNA, 1071 nt
Organism: Papaver somniferum (opium poppy)
Lineage: Eukaryota; Viridiplantae; Streptophyta; Magnoliopsida; Ranunculales; Papaveraceae
Product: carboxylesterase 1-like
Exons: 1
Coding region: 24-1043 (339 amino acids)
Molecular function (GO): hydrolase activity
Source: RefSeq, a predicted model, not a curated record
CUUAACCCAAUCAAGAUCCAACAAUGGCAGAUCAACCUCAGCAGCAAGCAACAGAUAAAUCCACUGUUACUGCUACAAAUAUCUUCGACCGGCUUCACACUAUUACUACAACCGAUCCUUAUGAAAAACUGAUGUGCAUCCACAAUCCUGACGAUGAUACUCUCAUUAGAAACCUCCCAAAUCCACUUACCAUCUUAACAGAAGAUGAUCAAAACACCAAAGACAUAUCUUUAAAUCCUGACCGGGAAACAUCGAUCCGACUCUUUCGACCUCCGGCAGAACUCUCUGUAGCAAAUAAGCUUCCUAUCAUAAUUUACUUCCACGGUGGAGGUUUCAUUCUUUUCAAUGCAGCUUCAACUAUGAGCCACAAUUUCUGCCAAUCCAUUGCUGCACAUUUACCCGCAUUGGUAGUUUCUGUAGACUACCGUCUUGCUCCCGAAAGCCGGCUUCCCGCUGCUUAUGAUGAUGCUGUUGAAGCCCUCAACUGGGUCAAAGAUCAAGCUUUAGACAUUUCAAAUGGUGAACCAUGGUUGAAAGAGUAUGCUGAUUUCUCAAGGUGUUUCAUUAUGGGUUGCAGUGCUGGUGGUAAUAUUGCAUAUCAUGCCAAUCUAAGAGCAGUAGAAAUGGAUCUUGAGCCAGUCAAGAUCAAUGGGCUAAUACUGCAUAUACCAUUUUUUGGUAGUGUAAAGAGAACUGAAUCAGAACUAAGAUUGGUCAACGAUCUAUACUUGGCGCCUUCACUAAGCGAUGUCAUGUGGGAACUGGCUUUGCCGGUUGGGUCUAGUCGUGAUCACGUUUAUUGUAAUCCGAGUAUUGACGACGGUGAAUCAUCUGGAAUCAAGGUGGGGUUGAUCAAGAGGUGUUUGGUGAUUGGAUUUUACGGGGAUCCGCUAAUUGAUCGGCAAAUUCAACUUGUGAAGAUGUUGGAGGAAAAGGGUGUCAAGGUCGAGACUUGUAUUGCUGAAGGAGGGUUCCAUGGGGUUGCAUUCCAUGACUCUAAAACACUUGAAACUUUGCUGGGAAAACUGAAACAAUUCAUUUGACUUUUUCUGCUACUGCUAAUAGUAAGAU